UGAUUGCAGGUGAACGGGUCCUGGGGUCUGCCUGCGUUCAUCUGCGACGUGUACAUCGCAAUGGACGUCACGUCAUCCACUUCGAGCAUAUUUAAUCUAGUUGCUAUUUCUGUUGAUAGGUAUAUUGCUGUCACUCAACCAAUCAAGUACGCGAAGCACAAAAACAAUCGCCGUGUGUGGUUCACGAUAGUGCUGGUUUGGCUGGUGUCUGCCGCUAUCGGUGCGCCCAUCGUGCUAGGCCUCAACGACACGGCGGACAGAAACUUCCAGGAGUGCCUCUUCAAUAACCAAAACUACGUCCUCUACUCCUCGCUGGGCUCCUUCUACAUCCCCUGUAUCAUGAUGAUGUUCCUCUAUUAUAAUAUUUUUAAGGCGCUAAGAAACCGGGCUAAGAAGCAGCGGGCGGCAAAGAAGCCACCAGUGUCGGGAGAUACACUGACGGGGGCCACUGCAGCUGUGGUCAUUGAGAACGUGGCGCAGACGAGACAGUUGGAGACAGCGCUGGAUGACCGGCCCACGAACACUGGCUCUGGGAGCAACGAAGAUGACCAUGAAGACAGCUUCGACAAGCGGUCAGUGGACUUGGAAGCGGACGCUGAUGAUUGUCAUGUAAUCCCCAACGACAAAUCCACUGAGUUCAUGCUCGCCUCACUCACUGACGUCAAGAUCAAACCACCAAAGAAAAACCUCAAAUCACAACAAGUUCCAGACCCAAAUGGCAAUAAUGACUCCGGAUACGCCCCAUCGAACCUUGAAGAUACUAUCAGAGAACACGUCUCUCCUCCCGGCUCACCUGCACUGAAGGAUGCUACUGUUUUGAAGAAUAUGUCUUGUGAAUCUAGAUGGAAGAAAAAUGGGAAGAGAAUUGAUUCAGAUUCAAGAAAUGCUUCAAUCGCCUUCCGAUCAGAUGAUGACCUUCGGUCCAGCCACUUUGACAUCCGCGAUGGGUCAACGUGUAAAAAAGAAAGAAAAGCAAGCGCAGCCACUGCAAGAUUUACCAUAUACAAAGCUAAUAAAGCUAGUAAAAAGAAAAGAGAGAAAUCAUCAGCUAAGAAAGAAAGAAAAGCUACCAAGACGUUAGCUAUUGUUUUAGGUGUAUUCCUCUUCUGUUGGACCCCAUUUUUUACAUGCAACGUGCUCGAUGCCAUUUGUGGUAAAUUUGGUCUUCAGUUCUCCCCCGGAGUCACAGUCUUCAUCCUGAACACGUGGCUAGGCUACAUCAACUCCUUUCUCAAUCCCGUGAUCUAUACAAUCUUCAACCCUGAGUUCCGGAAGGCUUUUCGUAAAAUACUUAAGUGCAGCACCUAG
This is a messenger RNA of Pararge aegeria (speckled wood butterfly), 1308 nucleotides long. RefSeq names its product dopamine D2-like receptor. Gene Ontology annotation, cellular component: membrane. NCBI's taxonomy places the organism in Eukaryota, Metazoa, Arthropoda, Insecta, Lepidoptera, Nymphalidae. Gene Ontology annotation, molecular function: melanocortin receptor activity; dopamine neurotransmitter receptor activity, coupled via Gi/Go. Gene Ontology annotation, biological process: adenylate cyclase-activating adrenergic receptor signaling pathway. The transcript has 7 exons. The record is from RefSeq and is a predicted model, not a curated record. Bases 61 to 1308 code for a protein of 415 amino acids.